Molecule: messenger RNA, 1299 nt
Organism: Fusarium redolens
Lineage: Eukaryota; Fungi; Ascomycota; Sordariomycetes; Hypocreales; Nectriaceae
Exons: 2
Coding region: 144-1262 (372 amino acids)
Source: RefSeq, a predicted model, not a curated record
ACACACUCUGGGUCGAACAACCUGCCACUCUUGCGGCCGGUAGUGGAAUGCUUUGUGCCUGUCUAUCCGACUGAACAUCGACAGAAGAUAUACACUAUCUCGCCGCUCGUUUGACACACUGGGGCACUGGUCCCACCCCAUUUAUGCGCUGCUGGGUGCAAAUGGUCUGUGGUGAUAUGACGCUUUUCGACUCGGUCGCCGCUUUUACACACGGAGUACGUAUCACCACGUUGGAGAAUCAGGUUACACCCAGCGCCACUAUGUUGUGGCACAAGACGCGGGCUUUAAGAGGACUACAAGCGAAAAUAUCGACAGAGACAGAGGACAAAGAAACAACAUGGAAAGCAAGCGAGACGAUACUGGCGACAUUUUACCUAAUGGAAGGGGCGGCGAGAUUUGGGUACGAAUCUGAGUUUAAGUCGCACUGCCUAGGCUUACUCCGAAUGAUGCAGUUGAGGGGUGAAGUUGUGAGCGCUUGCUUGAAGGAUCUCUAUGUUAUUCAGGCGGUUGGGUUGGUAGAGGGCACAGAGAUGGCAUCUGAGCUUACGCAUGGCGUCGAUAGCCAUAAUGGCUCUCCAUCAUCUCGAGAUGCGCAGGCUGUUGCCACGGCCAGUGACAUUUCGACGGAAGCGAAACUUCGAUACCCAUACCAAGGUCUGCAUCAUGAGAAUCCUUUAUGGGCUAAGAUUAAUGCUUCCCCGGCGGGGUUCCAUGACUUGAUCAUGUUGGGAGAUCUCAGCAUCGAAUUUAUUCUCCUCCUCGAUGAGUUGCUCGGGUCUAUAGACCGAGAGCAGCUCCAACGGCGCAGCAGCAUUACCGAAGCAACAGAACGACAAACCAAGAUGGUCAAGCAAGCACGUCUGUUGGAAAAGGAGUCACAUAAUGCGGCAGAACGCCUGGCGUGUCUAGGCGUUAUCACGUUUCUCACUCGACGCACCUCACAAAUGCAAAUGUUCCCUGAAGUGACAUUCAUUGAUAAGCUGACUACACUGGGGAGGCAGAUGAGGUUUUAUGAUCCGGUUGGAACGUCAUGCUACAAUGACCUGAGGAUCUGGGCAACGCUUGUUGGUGUUGAGGUAACGGCUACCGCCGGGGCCACCCUGAAGCAACGUACUCAUGAGGCGGCGAGGGAGUUGCUAUUUCAAGAGGGGCACAUCGAUAGCUGGGACGACGUGGAGAGGAUAGCAAAGAGAUACUUGUGGGAUGAAAAAUCCUUAACUGCAUGGAAGAAAUACUGGAUGAGCUGUCGGGAUAUGAGCUAGGGCCGAUACUCAUGCCAGAGCGUGAAAGAGAGCUCCG